Haliotis rufescens (red abalone) is the source of this 2833-nucleotide messenger RNA. RefSeq names its product acetyl-coenzyme A synthetase 2-like, mitochondrial. NCBI's taxonomy places the organism in Eukaryota, Metazoa, Mollusca, Gastropoda, Lepetellida, Haliotidae. The record is from RefSeq and is a predicted model, not a curated record. The transcript is spliced from 14 exons. Gene Ontology annotation, cellular component: mitochondrion. Gene Ontology annotation, molecular function: acetyl-CoA synthetase activity; AMP binding. Bases 165 to 2240 code for a protein of 691 amino acids.
AUAAGUGCCAGUUCCAAAGAUAGAACCUUGUGAACUUUGCUGGCGCUGUCGUUAGCGUGUGUAGUACGGUAACGCGAAGUACGGUAAACCGCCAGCAAGUGGAUGGGCGGCUGAACGCUGUCAGUUGUACAGGAGAGAGCAGCUGGGGCAGCAACUCAAACAGGAUGGCCGUGCUCAAGGUAUUGUUUUGCACUUCUCUCAGGCUGCAGACGACACUGUCUGGCAGCAGACGACACCUGAGGACAUACCCGAAGUAUGCCAAGGUUUUGGUCAGUCAGCGAGACAUCACAACAUCGACGACAACAACUCCUUUCCCAGAGUUCGAAGGGGUGCCCAGCAUUAAAACACAUGACGAUUUGUACAGAUUCAGCUUGGAGAACCCCGAUGUGUUUUGGGGGAAAUUGGCUCGAUCCAGGUUAAAAUGGUUCCAUGACUUCCAUAAAGUGAAAGAUUGUGACAUGACAGAUGGAAAAAUACAAUGGUUCGAAGGCGGCAAGCUCAAUGCGUCGGUGAACUGUGUGGACCGCCACCUGGAGACUCGGCAGAACCAGGUGGCGCUCAUCUGGGAGAAGGACGAGCCAGGCACACAAGAGACGGUCACAUAUGGUGAGCUAUCUGUCAUGGUGAACCAGAUGGCCAACAUGCUACGCCACAGUGGGGUGGACCGCGGUGACCGAGUGGCCAUCUAUCUGCCCAAGUCCCCCGUAGCGGUGACGGCCAUGUUGGCCUGUGCCCGGAUUGGUGCAGUGCACAAUGUCGUGUUUGCAGGCUUCAGCGCAGAGGCCCUGGCAGGAAGAAUCCAAGAUGCGAAUGCUGAAACUGUGAUUACUGCCGACCAGGGACUUCGAGGAGGGAAAAUCAUCGGGCUCAAGAAAACCGUGGAUGCUGCCGUCCAGAAGUGUCCGAGCGUCAAACGUGUGUUCGUGUAUCAGCGCACAGGGGCUGAUGUCCCCAUGGGCAAACUGGACAUUCCCCUUGAGAAGGCAUUAAGCGGUGAGUCAAAGUUUUGCAAAGCCUCCGAGAUGGGAAGUGAGGACCCCCUGUUCAUGUUGUACACAUCUGGCAGCACUGGAAAACCCAAAGGCUUAUCUCACUCAACCGCAGGCUACCUCCUCUACACCAAUGUUACCUUCAAGCAUGUCUUUGACUACCAGGACGGUGAAGUGUUCGGCUGCGUUGCGGACAUUGGGUGGAUCACAGGACACAGCUAUGUGGUGUACGGACCCCUCUCUAACGGGGCAACAACCCUGCUGUUUGAGAGCACACCCAUAUACCCUAACCCAGGUCGGUACUGGGAGAUGGUGGAGAGAUUAAAGCUGAACCACAUCUAUCUGGCACCCACUGCACUACGACUGCUGCUCAAGUCGGGAGACUCCUGGGUGAACAAGUAUGACCGAUCUUCACUGCGGAAACUAGGGUGUGUUGGCGAGCCACUCAACCACGAAGCCUGGGAGUGGUACUACUCCAUAGUGGGAGAGAAGAGAUGUGAUAUCAUUGACACCUGGUGGCAGACAGAGACUGGGGGCAUCAGUCUGGCUCCAAGACCAUCGGCUCCUGGUGCUGAAAUCAAACCUGCCAUGCCAAUGAGACCAUUUUUCGGCAUUGAACCUGUUCUCAUGGACAACAAGGGUCAGGAGUUGACAAGGAAUGAUGUCACAGGGGCCCUGUGCAUCAAGAGGCCGUGGCCCGGAAUGACCCGCACCAUCUAUGGUGACCACGACCGAUACCAGGACACAUACUUCAAGCCCUACCCUGGGCUGUACUUUUCGGGUGAUGGUGCACACAGGACUGAUGAGGGAUACUACCAGAUUACAGGCAGGAUGGACGAUGUCUUGAAUGUCACUGGCCACAGACUGGGCACAGCAGAGAUUGAAGAUAUUAUUACAGAACACCCUGACAUCGCAGAAGCCGCAGUGGUUGGCUUCCCACAUGAAAUCAAGGGAGAAGGUGUGUAUGCCUAUGUGACGCUGAAGGAUGACGUGAAGAUGUCCAAGAAGGAGAUCUGUGAGCAGCUCAAGGUCAUUGUGAAGACCAACAUUGCGGCUUAUGCUGUGCCAGAUGUAAUACUGGUAACACCAAACUUGCCAAGAACUCGAUCAGGUAAGAUAAUGCGACGCAUAUUAAGAAAAAUCGCUGCAGACAAGCUGGAUGAACUUGGAGACGUGUCAACCCUUGCUGAGCCCGAUGUUGUUGAUACCAUCAUCAAGAUCCACAACCAACUCACAACCUCCGGGAACUAAUCCAGAGAAGUGCUACAUUGAUUGUGACUUCACUGAUCAUGGAAUACCAUAGCCUUGAUACUGGAGGCAAGAGAUCUGACAUUUAGAAACCAUGUUGAAUAGGGUUGGUGGGAUGGAGAGAAUAAGAGGAGGGUUAAAUAGAAAAAAACCCAUAAACAUUAAAACCACAUAUCUUCAUAGUGUCAUUAAAAACAGUGGAUGGGGAUUUUGUUGUUAAAUAAUGGUAAUGUUAUAUGUAAUCUCAUUAAAAUCAGAUCUUAGUUCUCGCUACCGCUAAACAAAGAUCUGAGGACAUCCCAUUUGGGGUGACGUCAGAACGACCUUUCAUCCGACCAAUCAGAGCAUCGCUUACCAGAUCAUGAAAGUGACAGUCGGAAUGUGAUUCCUAAUCAUGCAGCCUCGAAAACUUUAACACGGGGUAUUCCGAACAAUAGUUACGGGCUUAAGGACUGAAUCCAUACAGUCUAGACCAUCUGUUAGCCAUUCCAGAAUGUUCUUUUGUUCAGGUUUCAAAUUUUUAAGCGAGAAUUUGUCAAAAUAUGUUUCGAAGCGUAGUCGUCAAUUUGAAAUUAGUGCCGUACGCAUGAGAAAGC